Messenger RNA from Spathaspora passalidarum NRRL Y-27907, 1549 nucleotides. RefSeq names its product Yaf9p (gene YAF9). Gene Ontology annotation, biological process: regulation of DNA-templated transcription. The transcript has a single exon. Lineage: Eukaryota; Fungi; Ascomycota; Pichiomycetes; Serinales; Debaryomycetaceae. Bases 25 to 690 code for a protein of 221 amino acids. The record is from RefSeq and is a predicted model, not a curated record.
AUCCAACAACAUAGGUAAAAAGUCAUGUCGCAUGCUAGAAGAAUUAAACAUAUUUCCAUAUCCGUACCUAUAAUGUAUGGAAAUCACGCAGUUAGGUUGACUGACGACAUGCGUAAACCAACUACUCCACCUGACCAUACUCAUGAAUGGACAGUGUUCUUCAAACCCGUGCUUAAUGAUAUUGAUUUAACUCCACUUAUCAAGAAGGUUACAUUCAAACUUCACGAAACUUAUGAGAAUCCAGUCAGAUCGAUUGAACAUCCGCCUUAUCAAGUUACAGAAACUGGAUGGGGUGAAUUUGAAAUUAUUAUUAAAUUGCAUUUCAAUUCCAAUGUUGAAUUUGGUAUAAAUGAAAAGAACUUUCAAAUCUUCCAUGCGUUGAAGUUGCAUCCUUUUAACCCACAAGUACCAGUAAAACCGGAUGGAGAAGUUAAUCUGGUGUUAUAUGACGAGUUGGUGUUUAAUGAGCCUACAGAUCGUGUGUUUGAAAUUUUGACUAGAAAACCGGUGAAUUUGUUACCAUAUGAAUUGUCCAAUCCGGACAAAAGAGAUCAAGAAUAUAUACGACUCGACGAAAUUGAUGAAGUCAACCGUUUGGAGGUUUAUAUCAAUAAAGUUAAAGACGAAAUUGAAAAUCAACGUGAUCAAUACAAGGAUUUAGAACAGCAAAAAUUGGCUUUAUUGCAAUAAGUUCGUUAAAAGAAAUUUAUAUACUCCUCAAUUAUUGAAGGAAGGUCGUUUAACUCGAUUCCAAAGUUUAAAUGCUGAGAUACGCCAACCCCCAUACCAGCAUAGGGCUUCUUGUUGGCUCGGCUUAUGCUUCGCUGGAAUUUAUUUUGAGGAUUGGUAAUUAAUGGCAAUUUACAAUGGACUUUAUCGUCAUAAACCACAUAUAAAUAGUCCAAGGGGUAAGUGCCUCCACCAACAGGAUCCAUGAUUUGAAAAUGGUUAGCUAAAAUGUGACAUUGCUGGUUACUGCAAUGAUUAGGUUCAUUAGCAGUAAUAAACAUUACGCUAAUAUUUUCCGGAAACUUUUCUUGUAUUGUUUCAAUAAACUCUUUUCCUUGAACACCAAGGAAAAAUAUAAACUUCAAUGCGGGGUCGGGAGAUUGGAAUACGUCAUCAAUCAUCAUGCUAUCUGGGCGUUCGAUACACUGUAGCAUUUCUAAGGUGGAUGUUGGGAUGACUUCAGCUUCAGAUUCGGGAAUGUACCGAGGAGGAGGCUUCAAUGUCUGCUGUUGCUGUUGUUGUCGUUUAGUUUCCAGUCUUUGGAGUGAAAAUUUUGGGGAUGGUUCAAUGAAACCGGGAUAAGUCUGACCAGCAGAUCCAGGGGAGAUGAUUACGGUAUUAUCAUCGUAGAAUUGACGUUUCAUAGUGUUGAUUUGUAAGUAAUAGUUAAUCUGAAUAAAUAAAAUAUAAAACCAGCGAACGAAAUAAAUGAAUAAAAUGUACAAUGGGGGUAAUAUAUAAAUACUUUCUCCCCAAUAGGACGGAUAUUUAGAUACCCGAAAUGAUCAUGUAUAAAGUACGGGGAACUACCCGAAAUCGU